UUCAAUAGUGCUUAAUAUUAUUUUUCAGACUUUUAAUGACAACGGUGAUCUGAAGCGAUGGCCUUUGAUAUAGACCCGUCGCAAUUAGGGAAUCCACAGGAUUUGGAACAGCUGUGGGUCAAUAAAGCGAUCGACUUCUCGGAGGUGCACUAUGACUUGUUGCAGUCUCUGGACGCCCGAUUCCUGAAACUGACUCACAUUGAUGACCGGAUCUACGAGGCGUUCAAGGCUUCCUUUCCUGAACUGAAUGUAGAGAAAAUUGAAGAGGAGGAGCUGAAAAACGAAGCUGCGAAGAUCAAAUGGCGCCAUUUUUGCGAGCAGUUUAAACCGCUGAUCAAAGAUCACAAUUUCGGAACCUUACUUAGAUUGGAUCCCAAGGGACCGUAUACGGAAGAAAAUACCACUUUUAGUUACAGACUGCAGUUUUUGGCAAUUGAAAUAGCGAGGAACAAAGAAGGCUUCAAUUUGAGUCUUCAUACCAUGCCACAACAAGAAUUUUCCUGAUACGCGAGGAUGAAAAAACCUAAGAACUGAGUGUUAUGAAAAACCUUGCGGCUGUAGUUUGUUGUCAGAAGUUAUUUUGUGUUAUUAAAUAAUGAUUAAAACAUGGUUAAUGGAAAA
Molecule: messenger RNA, 621 nt
Organism: Symsagittifera roscoffensis
Lineage: Eukaryota; Metazoa; Xenacoelomorpha; Acoela; Convolutidae
Product: protein PBDC1-like
Exons: 2
Coding region: 58-504 (148 amino acids)
Cellular component (GO): cytoplasm
Source: RefSeq, a predicted model, not a curated record